Molecule: messenger RNA, 1536 nt
Organism: Tauraco erythrolophus (red-crested turaco)
Lineage: Eukaryota; Metazoa; Chordata; Aves; Musophagiformes; Musophagidae
Source: RefSeq, a predicted model, not a curated record
AGGAAAAUUUGCAGUGGUGAAGAAGUGUAUCCAGAAAGACACUGAAAGAGAGUUUGCAGCAAAAUUCAUGAGAAAAAGAAGAAAGGGUCAAGAUUGUCGGAUGGAAAUAAUCCAUGAAAUUGCAGUCCUUGAGUUGGCACAAUGCAACCUUUGGGUCAUUAACUUGCAUGAAGUUUAUGAAACUGCAACAGAGAUGAUUUUAGUCCUGGAAUAUGCUGCUGGAGGUGAAAUCUUUGACCAGUGUGUGGCUGAAAGAGAGGAAGCCUUCAAAGAAAAAGAUGUUAAACGACUUAUGAAGCAGAUCUUAGAAGGCGUUUCAUUCUUGCACAGAAACAAUGUGGUUCAUCUUGACUUAAAGCCCCAAAAUAUUCUACUAACCAGUAAGUCUCCUCUGGGAGACAUUAAGAUAGUAGAUUUUGGCCUUUCCAGAAUAAUGAAGAGCAGUGAGGAACUAAGAGAAAUUAUGGGAACUCCAGAAUACGUAGCUCCUGAAAUUCUAAGUUAUGACCCGAUCAGUACAGCAACUGAUAUGUGGAGCAUUGGAGUACUGGCAUAUGUUAUGCUAACAGGGAUAUCGCCUUUCUUAGGGGAUGAUAAACAGGAAACAUUCUUAAAUAUAUCCCAAAUGAACAUAAGUUACUCUGGAGAAGACUUUGACCUCAUAUCAGAGUCUGCCGUGGAUUUCAUCAAAACUCUGCUGGUUAAGAAACCCGAGGACCGGGCAACUGCUGAAGAAUGUCUUCAACACCCAUGGUUACAACAAAGUGAUAAUCCUGCUUGCCGGGCCUGGAAUAAGAGUACAGGAGGGGAGACCAGUGAUGUCACCCAGAAAGAUGGAGAUUCUGCCUCUGAAAAGUCAGUAGAUGCUGAGAAGACUGAAGAGGAAGAAUCAAUAGUGACAGAAGAACUAAUUGUAGUGGCUUCAUAUACAGUGGGACAAUGCAGGCAGUCAGAAAAAGAAAAAGUAACUGAGCAGAAAGCCAUUUCCAAACGAUUUAAAUUUGAGGAACCAUUGCUGCAAGAAAUACCAGGAGAAUUCAUUUACUGAACUGUGUGGAGUGUCAUAGCCAUAACUGGAAGGCAGUGUUUUCUACUAAACAAAAGUAUCCUAGCCAAGUGAAUUUCUGAUAUGCAAUAAAUGUUCUAGAUAAAAGAAAAUGUCGAUAAGUGGCAUCCAAGGAAAAUGUGCCAAGUUUUUAAUUUCAUGGAACAGAUAAACAAGAUUUCAAGUGGCUGAUGGGAGUUUAACAAAGAUAAAAGCUUAUUUUUGUUUGUAAUUUUUAUUUCUUUUUUGUUGUUGUUGCUUUAUAGCAGAGUUUUUGUUAAUUGUUCCAGUGUUCUGGAGAAGUUGACAUUGGAAGUGUUUCAGUGACAGAUGUCAAGAGAAGUAUUUUAGGAUAAGUUUUGGCAUUUAAUGCAAAUAUGUAAUGCUGGGUUUUCCUCAAACACCUUUUAGCACUUCUGACUUCAGUGGAACUAUCUACUGAUCUAAAAAUUGCAUGGGAGGAGAAUUGGAUGAGACUGGUUCGAUGUACA